Meloidogyne enterolobii is the source of this 2346-nucleotide messenger RNA. Lineage: Eukaryota; Metazoa; Nematoda; Chromadorea; Rhabditida; Meloidogynidae. The record is from the annotation of a GenBank genome assembly.
AUGAGAAUAACGGCAUUAAUAUCGGAAUGUAAUUCGGAAGAAGCCCCAGUUUUUCUUUUGCAACGGAAUGUUUCUUCUAUCGCCGGAACUGAGCCUUUAAGAACUGUUCCUGUUACUGGGGGGUUUUUGGAAUGUGCGGAACUAUGUUCAGCAGCAAAUAAUUGUGUUGCUGUUAAAUUUUCUAUUGAAAAACAAUGCCAAUUAUUGGGGAAAACAACAACAACGACAACUUUGUCUUUACAAGACAUUAAUUUGACACAAGCUAGAUUAGCUACUAAAAGUUGUGUUAAGAGCAAAAAAAUUUGUUCUUCCCCUUUCCAUUUUGAUGUUCACGAACAAAAAAUACUUGUUGGCUUUGCUAGAGAAGUUGUAUCAGCAGAAUCUAUACAUCAAUGUUUAACUGCUUGUUUGGAUGCUGUCGAUACUUUUGGCUUUGAAUGCGAGUCAGUAAUGUAUUACCCAUUGGAUGCCGAAUGUAUUUUAAAUACAGAAGACAGACUUGACCGUCCAGAUUUGUUUGUUGAUGAGAAAGAAGAUACUGUUAUUUAUUUGGAUAAUAAUUGUGCUGGAUCCCAAUGUCAUGCCCCUUAUGUAACCCAAUAUGUGGCUGUCGAAGGAAAACAAUUAGCUGAGGAAUUGGAUCAUAAUUUUGAUGGAAUGGAAUUGACAGAAUGUGAACAACUUUGUAAUCAAAGAUUGAGUGUUUCUGCAAAUGACUUCAAUUGCAAAGCAUUUAUGUACAAUAACCAGACAAGAUCUUGUAUUCUUUCUGAUGAACGUUCAAGACCUUUGGGUAGAGCUAAUUUGACAGAUGCUAAAGGAUGGACUUAUCACGAGAAAAAAUGUUUUGCCUCCCCUCGUACUUGCCGAAAUGUUCCUUCAUUUACCCGCGUCCCUCAAAUGUUAUUAGUUGGAUUUGCCUCUUUUGUAAUGGAAAAUGUCCCUUCAGUAACUAUGUGUUUGGAUCAAUGUACAAAUCCUCCCCCGGAAACUGGGCAAAGUUUUGUUUGUAAAUCUGUCAUGUAUUAUUAUAAUGAGCAAGAAUGUAUUUUAAAUGCUGAAUCACGCCAUUCCAAGCCAGAUUUAUUCAUUCCCGAAGAAGACGAUUUUGUUGUAGAUUAUUUUGAUAUAAAUUGUCGUCUAGAACAAGAACAAUGUAUCGAUGGAAGAACGCCCCAAUUAGUUAGAACAAUUAAUUCUGCACUUCCAGAAGGGGAGGGGUCUAUACAUGUUUUGGAAACAAUUAAGGGAGGAGUUCAGCAAUGUGCUAAAAAAUGUUUUGAACACGCCCCAGACAAAUGUCGAUCUUUCAAUUUUGAUAAACAAGCUGGUAAUUGUAAUUUACUUUAUUUGGAUGGACAAGGGUCUUUACGACCAGAGCAAAAGACACAAUUUGAUUUAUACGAUGUUCACUGUUUGAGUGGAACAUCACAACUUUUAGGAGAAAAUUCUAAACAUUCUCCCUCUGCUUGUGUUGACCCAGAAGGGGCUAUUUUUAGUCGUUUCCUUUAUACUCGUUGGGUAGCGAAUUCUCCAAAUCGUGAAAUUUCAAGUUUACCACUUUCCAAAUGUUUAAAUCUUUGUUCAACUGGGGGAGAACAAUGUGAAGGUGUUAAUUACAAUCGCCGAAAUGGUUCUUGUCAAUUAUUUACUUCCCUUUUAUUAAAUUCUUCUCCAAAUUCUCAACAAGACAAAGACGAACAUGUUGAUUUUUACAGAAAUAUUUGUAGAGUUAAGGAAUCGAAAAGUGAUAGCGGGGCUGCUAAUGUACCCAAAACACAACAAGCAACGGCUGCACCUCCCCCUUCUGUUCAAUUAACUACUAAACCUCCACAAAUUCGUGAUUUAAAUAACAACAAUAAAACAUUACACAAAGAACCAAAUAUUAAACUUCCACCAAAAUCUAAAAAUGGUGGAAAAACUGGAAAGGAACAACUUCCUAUAGGGUCAAAAUCUUUUGGGGUUCCUACUGGGAAAGAUCCAGAUGAGAAUUCAAUAACUGGAACUGCUCCUGUAGAUGGCAAAUUAAUUAUUAAACCUUCACCACAAGUUUCUAUUCCCUCUCCUGUACUUAUUCCAGCACAAGAAGUACAUACUAUUUGUAAUUAUGAAGGAAUUAGUGUUCAAAUUAAACAUUCUUCUCCAUUCUCUGGUGUUGUUUUUGUUCGAAAUAAAUAUGAUACUUGCCGUGUUGAGGUUGAAGGGAAGGAUAGCGUUGUUUUAGUUUUGGGGCUUCCCGCAAAUUUUGGAAUGAAGCCAAUUGCUUUAAUUAAUUCACAAAAACAUGGAAAAGGGAAUAAAACACACGGGGAUACUUUACUUUCUAUUGAAGGUUGGAAAAAUUAA